Molecule: messenger RNA, 2615 nt
Organism: Paramormyrops kingsleyae
Lineage: Eukaryota; Metazoa; Chordata; Actinopteri; Osteoglossiformes; Mormyridae
Source: RefSeq, a predicted model, not a curated record
UACGUAUUUAUUAUGUUAACUUAAUCCUGUAUUGCACUAUACAGACCAUGUGCAAUGUCGUCACGAUCUAACCCAAAACGUAAAGCGCAACUAAUAUUUAUGGGUCCAAAUCCAUUUUGCUGUUUUGGGCCCUAUUUUGCACCGGCGGAAAGCCUAUAUAUAGUCACUCCCCGGAAAUUAAUGUAAGUUAUCCGUUUUCAGUUUCUAUUUCGAAGAAAAGGCGUGUAGUCCUGAUAUUAUCGGGUAUUCAUAGUGUUAUAUGUAGUAAAUAAACAGAUAAUGUAUUUCCGGGCUUUCAUUCUAACUGUCCUUAUGUGCUGUAUUGGAGAUCUUUGUGAUGGGAGGGAGGUGAAAGAGGUCUUUGGAAGAGUAAAAGGAGAAGUUACACUGACUCCUAAAGUGAACCAGCCCAUCUCCAGCAUCACAUGGAAAAGUGGCCUGAACAAAGCAGCAGAGUGGGAAACAGGUCAAUCAACGCCUGAUUAUUAUACCAUAUGUAAACCCGGACCAAGGUGUCAACUGGAUCAUACAACUGGGGAGCUUAAAAUUAUGCAUUUAAAACCCAUUGAAAAACUGUAUUUCACUGCUGAGAUCAAUGGAAUGGCAGCUCAGUCAUUUUUUACACUGAUUGCACUUGAACCAGUGUCCAAACCCAGUGUCAGGAAAACCUGCAAAAAUACCCAGUGUACUUUGGAAUGUGAGGGAACGGACACCACAUAUACCAAGUACUCCUGGAAGGAGAACAAUGAGAUGAUAGCAGAUGAUACCACAACACUCCAUGUUCAGAAGAGUGAUAAGCUGGAUAAAAUCUACACAUGUGUGUUCAGUAACCCUGUGAGUACGGAGGAGAGUGACCCUGUCAAGGAAGUGGAAUUAUUUCCAGGUGGCUCCCGUGGUCGGAUCAUCGCAGGUGUCGUUUCAGCAAUAAUUUUCGUAGUAGCUCUAUGCUGUGUAAUUGGUUUAUGCUACGAGAAAAAAGUCAGACCUAAGACUCCUGAAAACCACCAGGAGGAUCAAUCCAAAAAAGGUAACAUCAUCUGUUUGUACUAGGAUUUGUGGUAAAACCUGCCCUACUGAUUUGUGGUCCUCUGUAAAUAACACUUUUGUUUAUAAAUAUAACUUCUUAAAAGAAAGCAAGUACAAGAGGUUUUUUUCCUUUUUCAAGUAACACUCACACAAAGGCAGAUCUUAAAUUUACACAUUUGCACAGAUUCUUUUGUCCAGAUCAACAUACAAGUGUGGCAAAUACCCCAUUGCAAACACACAGGAUGUCAAGGAGUUAAUAGGAUAUUAGUGCAGCUAUGAUGAGCUUCCAAUGAAUGCAGAGGUACAAGUGUAAGCAGUAUUGGGACAGGAGCUACACAACAACUUCUAUCAAGGCAAGAACCUAAUAAGACUAUUCAGUGACCAUAUGUGCACAUUCACAGAACAUAAAGAAGCAUCAGGCUAGUAGAGGAAUUCAUGGAAGAGAUGGAUCUUGAGACAUUUCUUGAAGGCAGAUUGGGAGUCUGAUGCCCCGUUAUGCUUCAACAGCCCAUUCUACCUGGGAACCACAAAAGAGAACCAUUGUGAGGGUCGGUGCCGGUCUGGCCCUGUCUCGUGUGUCUUAUUUUCGUUUGGCCAGCUGUUCCAGUUUGGUGUUCCCCUAGUCUUUAACUCUUUCCUGGGCCAAUGCAUAGCUCCAUGGGUUUAGUGUGUGGUUCAGAGGCUUAUGGUCAUCUGGUUAUGAGUUUGGGGCUGCUUCUCUCAUCUUAAAUUAUUGGUUUUAUUUUAUCCUUUGGUGUCUGUACGGUUUUGUUUUGUUGUGUUGUUAAUGGUUAUUCGGCCCGUGCCUUGGUUAGUAUGUUCUGUUUUACUGGCCCCUUGAUUCCUCCUAGUGUUGUUAGCCCCCUGUGUUGUUACUAUUCCCUAGUCAUCGCUGCUUGUUAUUUGUAAUUCAUUGUACCGUUUUUUGUUGUCCCGUGCCAUUUCUGAUUGGUUGUCUUCCUGAUAGUUAUUCCCUGUUAAGUUAUUGAAGUCUUCCUGUGUUUCUCCCUGCCUUUAGUAUCAUGAUUGCUUUACUUUCUGAUUCACUAUUUGUUUUUGUUAAAUAAACCCUGAUUUAUUGGAGUUUCUACAUGGAUCGUCCUUCCGCCAUCAUGCCCCACCAUGAUAACAGUCUGGAGUGACCCUUCUUGUGUGGUGGAAGGAACUCACCUUCCAGCAUUGGCUUGCUGACUGAAGGCGGAUUAGAUGGGACAUAGGUCAUGAGGAGCAUGGGGUGGGGUACCUGUUCAUUGUGAGACCUGUAAGCCAACACCAAUGACUUGAACUUGUGUAAAUGGGGAGAUGGUGUAGAGACAAGGAGGGCUGUGACAUGAGAAUGCUUGGGCUGACUGAAUAUCAGAUGUGCUGCCACAUUUUUCAUCAUCUGCAGUGGUCUGACAGCACAAGCUGGCAGACCUGCUAGUAGAGAGCUGCAGUUUAGUCUAGUCGUGAGAUAAAUGCUGGACUAGAAGCUGAGCUGCAUAAUCAGACAGAAAAUCCCUGAUCUUCCUGGUGUUAUGCAAGGUAAACCUGCAUGACUGAGAAAGCAGUGUUAUGUGCUCAGCAAAGAACAACUGGUUAUGUAUCGU